Messenger RNA from Lactuca sativa (garden lettuce), 1410 nucleotides. Its product is annotated as protein FAR1-RELATED SEQUENCE 5-like. NCBI's taxonomy places the organism in Eukaryota, Viridiplantae, Streptophyta, Magnoliopsida, Asterales, Asteraceae. Gene Ontology annotation, molecular function: zinc ion binding. The record is from RefSeq and is a predicted model, not a curated record.
AUGUCAUAUUCAGAAAAAGAGCUUAUUCUGCGUGCUUCCACAUCAAAAAUAGGUCCAACUAUGGGUCAUAAGUUGAGGGCAAGUCUGAGAGGUGGGUAUGAGUUUGUAAAGCCCAAAGUAGUUGACUAUAAAAAUUUAAGGAGAGAUAUCAACAGGGUUAUUGGUUAUAAAGAUGCCCAAAUGAUAGUAAACACAAUGAAUGACCAUCGAGCUCACUAUCCAAAUUACUCAUUUGAGUUUAAUUGUCAAGAUGAUGUUUUGGAAUGUAUGUUUUGGGCUGAUGAAAUGGAGAAGACAUAUUAUGCUGAAUUUGGCGAUGUUAUCUCGUUUGAUGCGACUUUCCGAACAAACAAGUAUCGAAUGGUUUUUGUUCCGUUUACCGCUAUUGACCAUCAUCAAAAAUCGGUUACUGUUGGAUCUGGGUUGCUAAGCAAUGAAAGCGUUGAGUCUUACUCUUGGUUGCUUAAAGCAUUUCUUAAAACUCAUGGGAAAGAACCAACACUUGUUUUAACCGAUCAAGAUGCAGCAAUAAAACAAGUUGUUGAGAAUGUGUUUCGUAAUUCAAAGCACCGAUUAUGUAUGUGGCAUAUAAUGAAAAAGUUGAAAAAAGAUGAUUUAUUUACGAACACAAACUUUAGAAAUAGGUUUUCGAAGCUUGUUUGGGACAUUAAUAUGAAACCUGAUGUUUUUGAGGUGAAGUGGGGUUUGCUUAUGAAGGAAUUCAAUCUUGAAGACACAAGAUGGUUUAAAGACAUGUUUACAAUACGUGAUUCAUGGAUACUUGGAUAUUUUAGUGAUAUUCCAAUUUGUGGUUUGAUGAAGACUACAUCGAGGUUAGAGAAUGGUUGGGAAGUUUACAUUGUGCAGCACAACAAUAGUAAAAGUGAUUUUAAAAAUGAAUUUAAGGUUGAAAUAAAAGCUGAAGACAAAGAAAUAAAUUACAGUUGUGAACUUUUGAAGCGUAUGGGUGUUUUAUGCAGACAUGCUUUUACAAUAAUGAUGAGAUGUGGUGUUAAAGAAAUUCCUAAAAGUUUUGAAUCAUGUUUGGAUAUUAUAAGAGAUGAAAAAAAGAGAUUGGCUUUGUUUGCUGAGAAACAAAAAAUGUUGUUGAAGGAAUUUGAGAGUGAUUAUAUUUCUCCUGGAUUGAAAAGAAAGACAGAUGGUGAAGUCGUAUGCAAGCUUUUGGGUGUUACUAUUCCUAUUCCAGAAGAGAUUAAUAUUCAUGUUCCUAAAGUUCAAAGCAAUAAAGGUUCUAGAAUCAAUAAAAGAAUUCCAAGUGCAGGUGAAGUAGCAUAUGAAAAUUCGAAAACAGAGCAUAGAAUGUGUUCAGGAUGUGGUAAACAAGUUCCACACAAUUUACGUAUUUGUCCAGAAAGAGUUGGAGCUGCUAAAUCAACAAAAGACAUUUAG